CGGAUUCAAGCAAGUGAAUUUACGACAGUAUUGUGAAAUAUUCGCACCGCAGCUGUAGGGGGAGCUCCGAGCUCGUUGAUAAAACAUGGGACGAACGUGAAAAUCCGCGAAUGCCCCUUUAACAUUGGAAACGCUUUGAAUAUGAUUGUGAUGUGCCUUGUAUGUUUGAUAUACGAUUCAAUAAAAUAAAAAAAAUAACAAAAAACUAUGGAAACGCUUCCACGUUUGAAAUCACGUGACCAAACGCGUCUUGCUCAUUGGCUGCCGCUGCAACUGAGGGAGACGUCAAACUCUUGUCAAAACUGGUAACCCAUUUCUAUGAUGACGCCACGGGAAAGUAACAUACCAUUUAAUUAUGUGACUAGGUUUUGUAAGCACUGUUUUACCAAGCUACAAAACGCAGUUACAUAAAUAGUCUUCAAGAGAUGACGAUCGUGUUGUAAAACAAACAGUUGACAAUCUCCACCUCAGCAAUCUCUCUCCCAAAGUCUUUGAACAUUAAAUGCCGUUCGGAACAUUAAAUUAUGGACCACGGUUAUGCAUUAGCAGCAGGGACAAUACAAACUCUGCCGAGGAAGCGAAAGAGGUCAGAUGAAAAGAGAGAAAAAGAUAGACUGAGGCAGAAAAACAGAGUAAACAUCGGCGCGGCCUAUUCCAGGUGGAAAGCGCUGAAGGUGGAAAAGGGCAUGAAGAAUGACGCAGAAGUUGCUCGUUAUCUGCUGGACAGGGUGUGUGGGGAACAUCUUCCACAAGUCCAACCCAGUGCAGCUCCGAGAAAGAGAGGACGACCGCGGAAAUCAACAUUUGAACCGAAAACUGAGCCCAGUCCAGACCCCUCCUCAACAGACCACUCUCAGUCCAGUUCAGACCGCCAGUCGGACUCCGAAUCUCAGCCUAGUCCGGAUCCCCAGCCCACAAACGUUGAGGUCCUUGGUAAAUGCCAUGACCUUCCUUCCCUUUGGCCAAAUAAACCAGAUAAACAAGCACAGCCUGAAAGACAAAAUUAUGGAUCUGAUCUAGAUGUCGUGAUUGGUUCCAUUGAACCAUCCUACGGCUUUGCUCGUCAUAGUUCGUCUUCAAGCACAACUACAGAGGAAGACAAUGCAAUGAACUGGGAGGAAAUAAAGGAUGAACUGGCACAGACUACACAGCGACUGGAACAGCGUUUAAACGUCAUGAGAUCCUUAACUGAUGGAGCAUUAGAACCCAUUUCAAUGACAAAAGGAAAUGAUCAGAAGGAAGUAAAAUGGGUGGUCAACAAAUCCAGUUUGACGGGACUUUUUAGAACCUGCCAUCAGUGUGGAGAUCCAGUUCUGGAGUUCAAAACGUUAACAUCGGGGAGCCUCAUCCGCAUUCAGUGGGAAUGCUCAAAGGGACAUCUCAUGUGGCUUUUCCCCAACAACCCAACGUAACAGACACUGAAACCGGACUGCAAAGAAUAAAUCUAGGUUUUAUAAAUUGUGAAUAACAAAUAAAGUUUACUUUGGAAUGAACGUUGACUUUC
This is a messenger RNA of Pimephales promelas (fathead minnow), 1504 nucleotides long. RefSeq lists its product as uncharacterized. Lineage: Eukaryota; Metazoa; Chordata; Actinopteri; Cypriniformes; Leuciscidae. The record is from RefSeq and is a predicted model, not a curated record.